This is a messenger RNA of Phasianus colchicus (ring-necked pheasant), 8346 nucleotides long. RefSeq names its product tetraspanin 5 (gene TSPAN5). The record is from RefSeq and is a predicted model, not a curated record. Gene Ontology annotation, cellular component: plasma membrane. NCBI's taxonomy places the organism in Eukaryota, Metazoa, Chordata, Aves, Galliformes, Phasianidae.
CGCUGUGGGGGCGGGGGAGGGAGCGUUGUGCAAGCGGGCGCUUGCGAGCCCCGCGCCUCUGCCUAGGCACCUCCCGCCGGUCCCCUUCUCCCCGCUGCGAGCAGUCGGGGCCUCCUCCAUGCGGGAGAGGCGAAGGCGGGAGCUGCUGGCCGGCCAUCCCCGGCGUCCGGCGAGCCGGAGCCGAGCCGCCGCCGCCGCGCCGCUUCUGCCGCAUCUCCCCCAUCUCCCCGCGGCGCGCUGAGCUCUGCCCGUCGCGCCGCCCCCUCCCUCAGUCCUUUCACCCCCGCACCCCGCCGCCCGUUUUAUGCUUUUUUCUUGUUGGUUUUUUUUUUUUUUUUUUCUUUCUUUCUUUUUCAUCCCCUCACCUUCGGUUUUCAUCCUGGCCGCGAGCAAAGUGUCUUCAUGAGCGCAGAGGAUGUCCGGGAAGCACUACAAGGGGCCUGAAGUCAGUUGUUGCAUCAAAUAUUUCAUCUUCGGCUUCAAUGUCAUCUUCUGGUUCCUUGGCAUAGCAUUUCUUGGGAUUGGAUUGUGGGCAUGGAAUGAAAAGGGAGUGCUGUCCAACAUCUCUUCCAUCACUGACCUGGGUGGCUUUGAUCCAGUUUGGCUCUUCCUAGUGGUAGGAGGAGUUAUGUUCAUUUUGGGAUUUGCAGGAUGCAUUGGAGCUUUGAGAGAAAAUACCUUUCUUCUCAAAUUUUUUUCUGUGUUUCUUGGAAUUAUUUUCUUCUUGGAACUCACUGCUGGUGUUCUAGCAUUUGUUUUCAAAGACUGGAUCAAGGACCAGCUGUAUUUCUUUAUAAACAACAACAUCAGAGCAUACCGAGAUGACAUUGAUUUGCAAAACCUCAUAGACUUUACGCAGGAAUAUUGGCAGUGCUGCGGGGCUUUUGGAGCUGAUGACUGGAACCUUAAUAUUUACUUCAAUUGCACAGAUUCCAAUGCAAGUCGAGAGCGCUGUGGUGUGCCAUUCUCUUGCUGCACUAAAGACCCUGCCGAAGAUGUUAUUAAUACUCAGUGUGGCUAUGAUGCACGGCAAAAACCAGAAGUUGAUCAGCAGAUUGUUAUCUACACUAAAGGCUGUGUCCCUCAAUUUGAGAAAUGGUUGCAGGACAAUCUUACCAUAGUUGCUGGUAUAUUCAUUGGGAUAGCAUUACUGCAGAUAUUUGGGAUUUGCUUAGCCCAGAAUUUGGUUAGUGACAUUGAGGCUGUCAGAGCCAGCUGGUAAAACUGCUGAAGUAACCACAACAAGACACUGGACAACCGAAACCCUCUGAAACCUCCAGUGUGUCUCUCCGACACCAAGCUGUAUGGACAUGGGUGACAGGGAAGCCUUCUCUCCCACAAAGUCUCAAGUUUAAGUUCCUGAUAUUGGGAAAUAGUGAACUCAUAUUUCUUUGGGGUGGGGAUGAGAAGAGUGGCUCUUUAAAAUCUGCUGCUCACUGACAAUUUUUUUAUUUUAUUUUAUUUUUAUUUUUAUUUUGCUUUAAACCACCAGUUCGAAAGCUGUUGAGCUGUGAAUCUCUACUGUAUUCCUGAUCCUGAGUAACAAGUGGACACUUUUUAAAAAUUGGUGUAUUCAGUGGGACAGAGUUGCAUCAUUGUUAUCUAUGGAUAUACUGUUUAUUCUUCAUGUCAUGAGCUCUUAGUAUCUGCCAAGUAUUCCUGAGAUGGUUACUCAUCUCACCACUCUAAAGGAACAGUCUUCUUAUUUUCACAGAUAAACGUAGCUACAGGCUUAAACUCAUCAAGCAGGAAGCAACUUUCUAUGCAUCUAUUGUACAGUAAAUGAAACUGUUUUUAAAACAAGGGAAAGUUACUUUUUUGGUGUGGUCAUUUUUUUUUUGUUUUGUUUUGUUUUUGUUUUUGUUUUGUUUUGUUUUUUUUACACAAGGUUCCAGCCAUCUCCCUGUAGUAUUUUCAAGUUGGAAUGAGCAAGCUCACAGGGAGAACUGCCUAAUUUUAUCAACAUCUUUCUUCCUUUCUCCACCCUUGUACAAGGGGAAGGAGUUUUAUAUUUUCAAACAAGGGUUGUAGAACCUUUAUUUGCUGCCAUACCUUAGGACAUCACUCUCUUAAGGCAAGAAUGAGAUAUAACUGUAUAAAUGUAUGAAAGCCGCGUGGAUAUUGGGUCCAAGUGAAUAUUAUUAUUCAAAGAAUGAAUUAUAUAUUAACUUAAAAAAUGAAAGCAUCUGAUAUGGCUAAGUCUUUUGUUUCUCUGGAAUUUAGUGUAACCUAAUAUAUUUAGGGAUCUCACUAAUAUUAUGCUUUGAUAUACUUGUACAAAACUUCUUUUAAGAUAAUUUCUAGGUCUGUUCCUAUUUGAGGCUUUGGUCUUUUAAUUUUUUUUCCUUCGAUUCUUUUCACUUGCAUGAGCUGUGGAGUAAGAAUCUGUGACACUCCAGUGCUUUAAAUCUGUGCAUAUGUUUUAAUACAGUCUAAUUCAAACUUAUUUAUUGGUAAAUGCAUGUGAUUAUGGGAAGAUCAUAUUCCAUUCCUUUGGAACUUGGAGAGAAUAGCUUUUACCAGAAUAAAUGCUUACUUUCAAAGGACAAAUCCUUGCUAUGAAGAUAAGUCUCCCUUUCUUGCGUAAAACGCAACAACAACAACAAAAAUCUUGAAGCAAUGGAAUAAAAGUUCUAAAAUAGAAAUGUGUAUUAGGAUCAGCCAAGACACAUACUCUUGAAAUGGACAAAAUUUGGAAUCAAGCUCAAAUAGUGGAAGAAGAAUAAGAUCAGAUUCCAUUAAUCUUAAAGUUUGAUUUGUUGUUCUUCAAAAAUAAUAAUGAAUUUACAAACCUGACCAUGACUUGGAUAGUUUCACUGCACUUUGUACAGAUUACACUUUUUUUAUGACCUUCUCCAGUUCCUGCAGAAUAAGCCCUGAAAGCUAUGAGCUCUUUGCUCCUGCUUUGGUAAAACAGCGAUAAAAAGUUGUGUAGCACUUCUUUGCAAGAAAUGAUUUUUCAGAGGAGUACAUGGAGUAGAAGAGUUAAUGUGUUGUUUCCUAAGUGUCCCUGCUGUGGUGGAUGGAUAGGAAGCUGCUCUGGUGGCCUAUUAAGGUCUUUACUGGUUCCACGACUCUUAAACAUGUGAUUAUACGUACUCUUGCAUAUUUUGCCUUUCUCUGCUUUAGUCAACUGUGUUUCUCCCCGCUCUAAAAACUGGCGUUGGGCAGACUGAUGAUCCAGAGAUGCUACAGAAAGUCCUUUGGUCCUUCUGUCUUUCAGUAUUACCUCAUUCUCUUCUGGUUAACUCCCACUGACUGUCUCUGAAUCAGGCAGCCUCCAUAUCCUUUGGUAUCUGCUGUUAAAGGCCAGCCAUGACUCAGAGUAUUUUUUUUUUUUUUUUAAGCCUUUGCAAGCAAUUAUAAUUCACUGUCCUUAAUAAAGUUGGUUCCACCUCACCACAGUGUUAUGUUUUUCUUAGUCACUCCUCAUCUUGAGGAGUUACUGGUGAUUGUUUCCCACAAAGGGACACACCAUUUUGCCUGAUAGCAGCAGGACAGAUAGAUCAUCAGCACCUAUGCUGCACUGAUGAAAUGGUGUGGGGAGAAAUCAAGAAAGUCUGGUUCAGGAAAUAACUCCUUCAUUCAAGAGCCUUGAUGUGACCCCGCACUUUUCUUUGAAGAAAAAAAGUCUGUAUUACAGAAACAUUCCUUAUUGCCACUGAUUUUGAAUGCUACUUUUGCUGCUGUGGGCUUCUGAAGACAACUUCCAUUCCUCUACUUGAAUUUCUGCAGUUUUUCUGUAUUGGCCUUCUGCCUCGUUGUGCUGCUCUGUGAGCUCUGGUCUGCUGAAUGUACACUGGCAGUGUCAGACUGAUAGGAAGAUAAAUAAUCUGAGGUGAGCAAGUAUUUUUCUCAGUUUUUGCACAUGUACUCACAAAUGUGCAACAUAUCUUUUGAGUCCCAGAGUGACUGUUCUUAUAAAAAACCACUAAAUUUAUUUUUCCAGGCCUUGUAUUUUUUACUGCAGAUGCUAGUUCCGUCCCCUGCCCCUCAACUCUCUAUAACUUUUCUCAUUUUUGCAGUUAUUUGAUGGAUGAACACUGAAUGUUCAGGAUUACCUGCCUGUAUUGCUUAUUUAAAUCCCACAUUUCUGUCUACAGAUUGGAUUAGAUGUCCUAGAAAUGCCCCAGCUAUUGGCAGCUUAGGUGUCCAGUUUGGAAGGCUUGUGGGAAACCUUGGAGGUCAAUCUGUUACAGAUUGGUAGGUCAGAACCUACCAAAAUCAAUCAAGCUUUCUUCCAGAAAACCUUACAGAAACUUCAGGUGAGCACAACUAGAGCACAACUGCCAGUUACAGGGACUCGUUUUCCAAAGCAAUAAGAUACAGUAGGCAGUAUGACCUUUUGGCAAUCUCUAGCUUGCCUGAUGGGCUAGUGGAUAAAGUGAAUUCAGAGGUCAGUGUAACUUUCCUUAAUCUGCAGAGGUUGCUCAGAAAUUUGUUGUCAUGCUUGUGGCCCUUUGUGAAGCAUGAGACUGCUGUUUGCUGUGCGCUUCCUAUGUGAUGGGAAUGUUGCUGCUUAGAGGUCUGGUUGUGCUUUGGUGAUAACCCUGAUUUUAAAGCCAUUUCUGAAUUCUCCACUGAGCCCUAGCAAAGGGCACCACAAUUCUUGCUCCUCUGCUCUGCUAAAUUCUCUCUCUUCAUCUUCAUGAGCCUUUUUAAAUGUGUUUUGUUGUUUUUUUUUUUAAAUACCUAAUGAACAAAUGUUUGGUUUGUCUGUGUGUUUGUUUUGGUAGAAAGUAGAUAUCUUUGUUUCAAAAUCCAUAAUUUUGAUUGUACCCCUUAGAGUUUGAAGCAGUGGAGAUGUUGCUCAAGUGAGCUCUGUCCUGAAAGCCAUCUCUCCCCUUGAGAGAUGCUAAUUGUGGUUCUGGUGUGUAAAUAGUGUUUGAAAUGUAAAUAAUAGCAUGCAGAUUAAAUGAUUCUUGCACAUGAUUGCUUUUCACUCUCAAAGUGUUUAUACUGACAAGCAAGAUAUCCACCGUGCAACUUUGCUGGCUGAACAUGAGCCCAGCAAGUGGCCAUUUUUGCUUUACCUCGCCCUGCGGUGAGAAGCUCUUUAGUCGCCUGCCACCUAGUGUCUGCCGGUCCAAUUGCAGCCCGCAGGGAAAGAGAAGGGAAAGCUCUGUUAGUAUCAGGACCUCCCUUGCAUUUUUCCUUUGCUACUUGGUAUUAGGAGAAUAAUAUUAGAUUGUAAACUGGAGUAUCAGAGUCAGCGCCCUCUACCUGUUUUGGGAGGUAAAUAUCACUUGCAGCAGUACUAAGCAUGGUGCUAUUUGAAUUGCCAUGGUCCUGGAUGUUAAUCUGCAUUUUUACUUCAUUAGAGAUGCCAUUAGCAAAAUUGAUUCUGAUGAACGAUGUUGGCCACAAGAGAAACUCUCAUGUGCAUUCUAAAUUCCACUUCCUUUCUUGUUGUAUGUGUGCCAUUUGGGUGCAUUGUAGUGGUUGUUCUGCAAAUGAGUAGGGGGGAGUUUAAAUCUCAACAGGUGUCAAGAACUGGUUAAGGUUCCAGUUUCUCUUUUUCAUUUUUGUUUUCUCUCUGAAGCUUUUUGGGGUGUCUGUAUUUGAUAGCAGAACUGUAUAAUGCAAACAAAACAAUCUACUUUGUUAGAUCUGCUACGUACCAAACUUUGCCACUUGAAGAAAAGAAAAAUCUUCUUCCUCUAAUGUGCAGCAACAUUGUGACUGCUAGCGUGCACCAUGCAGGAGUUCAGCCACGCCACGCUAAUAGAUGUCUGUUGUGUUUCAGCAAUACAAAGUUGUUGAUGAGAAGUUCCAUCUGUAUGUGUGUUCAUGUUCAUGUUGUGUACUCAGUAGAGAUGGACCUGAUGCUGCCUUGGUCUCUGGUGAGGAUGGGAUUUGGGUUUUGUGGCUCAGAUCCAUCUCUGAUAAGUGUGUUCCAGAUCAGUUAGAACUGAAUCUCUGCACUUGGUUCAUCUGAUGGCACAAGGAAAGUGUUGAUAUUUACCCUUUAUGUAUCAUUCCUUUUUAUACGAAUGUAUUCUCUUGUGUUCCUUUUUUUAUCAGAUGUAAAAUUGAUUGUAAAAGCCAACUACACUUACUGAUUGAAAGUAUUGGUAUAACAGAACUGCAUGCCCAGUAGAGUUUGACUUGAGCUUUAGUUAUCUGAUUUCAGACUGGUUAUCUUCGGUCUAGGAGAAAAGCAUAGAUCAGGUGCAUAUGUAUUACUUGUCAUCUUUAGCAUUAGACUGUGGUAUUGUAUCACAUGCUGAUCUCAAUGGAUGUAACUGGAGUAUACUUAGGAAGUUAAUGCAACUUCCUGGUAAUUCAUUUUAAGCUAUUGAAAGUGGUCUUGGUCAUGCUACUCGUGUUCUUGAGUUUUUGUUUUUUAAUAAAUGCAUUUUUUAGGUAUGUUUUAAUACACUUAUGAUGGACAACACAAUAGUUUUAAUAGUUGUGCAGUACUCUGUAUUUACUUGAAGUAAAUCAUUUUAUAUGCAAUUUGUUAGAUAAUUACAAUUUUAUAAAUAAAAUUGCGUGAAAUAUGGUGUUGUGAUUGUGUACUCUUGGUGUAGCACUCAACGUUGAAGAUACAAAUUUCAGGCAAAAAACUCCUCUGGGAAAAGCCAUCCUGUUCUCUCCCCCAGACUGGCAGGGAAAAUAAAUCCCUGGGUCUCAUGUGCACAUAUAAUUUACAUUCUGAAGUAGUUGUGAAGUGUGUUGUGUGUUGCCAGUGGCUGCCCUUAAAUAAGUAAUAAGCUAAUACUUCAACACAUCCUCAAGAGAUGAAAACUCACAUCUAGUGUCAGCUGUUACUGAAGUCCAACUAACAAAUGUGCUCUGUUUGUUUCUGACAGGUCACUGGUGUUCCUCACGCUGCUGUGGCUGCUGGUCAGUACAGCUGUCGGAGCUCCCACCGUAGUCAUUUUAGUGACCGUGAAGUGUUCAGAAGUUGUAUCUCUGCAGGGAGCAGCACGAAGGGGUAUAGCAUUUUGUCAUGCAUUAAGCUUUUGUAAAGGAAAGUGGGAACUUUGUUUUUUUAAGUGUAAUAUCUCAAAUAGAAAUAGUGAGAGCAGGCUUAUUGAGUUGUGCAGGUAAAAAUGUGUAAUGAUGUCUCAUACUUGUUUAUGCAGAGGGGGGAAAAAAACUUAGUAUUUCAAAAGCUAUAGGGAAAGCAAAUCCAGUUCAGUAUAUCUAAAAUAUAGUGUUUCAUCAACCUGCAUUGUUUUGCAGUAAAUAAUAGGUGUAGUUGGUUUGAGGCACUUUGGAAAACAGAUUGACAAUAUCGCUUGGAAAGACUUUCCAAAUGGAGGUCAGUGCCCUGAUUUAAUUCCCCCUACAGUAGUUAUCACCGCUAUUCCGACAGUGGAAAAUCUUGCCUUCAUCUUAGCCUUUACCUGACUUAAUCAGGAUUCUGCAUUGAGUACAAGCCUGCAGUACAGUUCUGGCCGAUGGGGCUCUGUGAGAGGCAUUUCUCAUAAGUUUCACCAAGAAAUACAGAUUCUGAAUGUCUAUGGGCCAGUGAGCUGUUCAUCUGUCACUGAUAUGGUGUGAUCAAUGAGUCAGAAUGAAUUGGGCUGAGUGAUCAUGAUCAUUUCUCUUGAGACAGCUUCUGGCUGUGACAGGUUACAUGCUGCCCAAAUGUACAUGCUUCUUUCUAGUUCUGUUGCAGACAAAGAGACGUGAACAUCAAAGUGCAGCAUAAACCUGGCCUUAUUUCUACUGUGUUUUUGACUGUUGUUCUUAGAUCUUGUUUUUCUAAUGAAGAGAGAUUGAGAGGAUAAACGAUUUGCCAACUACAUAGAAAUAUCCUGCAGGCUGGCACGUGCCUCAGAUCAGUGCAGCAUUUUUGUGAACAGAUAAUCUCUUCAGUUGCCUUCUUCUGCCAUGGCAUAAAACCAUCUUCACAUUUGUGCAGACUUAGCAUGGAUUUUAUCUAGAAGUGUAAGUCACUUGGUAUUCUGUCCUAGGAAACCAUCUGAAAAUUAAAGGGUAUCACUGUUGGCCUUUACGCUUGCUGUGCCAACAGUAUUUCUAAUUAAAAUUCAGUAACAGGAAUUAUUGAUAUUUAACUUGAAGUCCAGUUAGACAAGUAGGUGAAUGGGAGUUGUCGCCCCUUUGUUAUGCCCUGCUUAUGUGAGCACUUGUGGCUUAUACCAGUAUAUAAAGGAAUAAAGAAUCUAGAAGCGGGUAAGUCAUUGCUAAAUGCUCUUUCUAAUGUAUUUUGGAAUCUACUGGAAUCAAUGGAAAUUCUUUCCGUGCCUGAGAAAACUUGGGCUCAUAUGGGCCUGCUGUGAGCUGUGAUUGUAAACAUGCAGGCUGCAUUUACCGGUGUAGUGGUUCUGCAUUAUUCACAGCCUCAUGUUAUGGGAUUAUAAUCUAUGUCUA